This is a messenger RNA of Mugil cephalus (flathead mullet), 2936 nucleotides long. It is a transcript of the gene opn9, whose product is annotated as opsin 9. Gene Ontology annotation, cellular component: membrane. Gene Ontology annotation, biological process: G protein-coupled receptor signaling pathway. The coding region runs from base 1197 to 2699 and encodes 500 amino acids. Lineage: Eukaryota; Metazoa; Chordata; Actinopteri; Mugiliformes; Mugilidae. Gene Ontology annotation, molecular function: G protein-coupled receptor activity. The record is from RefSeq and is a predicted model, not a curated record. The transcript is spliced from 9 exons.
CGAGUUUUAAUUGCCUGUUCUCCUCGUUCUGUGGCGCUGUGGGGUUAAUUUUCCCCUUGAAUCGAUAUUCGCUAAAAAAAGCUAUGGGUGGUGUGCUGUUCAAAAUCUGCUCCAUUGGGUUUCUUUAGAGGCCUGAAGCUAAUACAGCCUAGACACAUAUUCUGUCUCCAGGUAAUGAGGAGUGACAAGUUCUCUCUAUAUUGAUUGCUUGUCUGACACACUGGUGAUGAUGGAUACAAGCUGUAAACACAAACAUAAAUGCUGAUUGGCUUCAAAGGGGGAAGAUUUAUUCUUUCGAACCCCACAUUAAAAAAAAAAAAAAAAAAAAAGAUGGGCAGUUUUCAUUUUAAAGGCAGAUUCUGAGUUAAAUUUACAUAAUUCCUCAGUAUACUGAGAAUUUUUUUUUUUCAGUCAGUGUAGUUACUUUAUAAUUCCUCAAAACCUCUCCAUGAGGCUCAGAAUGAGUUACAGGCAACAGCCUUUGCAGUAACUCUGGCCACAGAGUCAUUAGAUAAAACCUAAGGUCAGUUUGUUGCGUCGUCACAUUUAAAAUAUCAGACACUUCAGCUGAUGUCAUAUUAAAAAAAAAAAUAAAAAUAAGACACCAAAGCUCAGUUUGAAGUAUUCCCUUUUAAAUCUGAAGCUACAGCUCUUGCCUAUCACCUGAUUCAGUGAAAACGUAUAAAUAUACUCUAUGCAUAGGCUCCUGUUGCUCCCACACAUCAUGCGGUUUCUUUCAGGAGAGUGAUUGUGGUGCAUUUACUCAGCGUCCUCUUUGCUUUGUGUACUUUUUUUUUUUUUUUUUUGUUACAGUGACAAUGAGAUCCUAAAGUUGGCUGUAGAACCUUGAUGGACUUGUGUAUUCAAGGAAAACAUGAUAGGUUUCUGGGGAGGAGAUAAAAACUCCUAAAAAAGAAAAGAGGUUAAAGACUUGCUUGUCAUUUGCCCUUCCUUCCUCCCUCUUCCACUCCCUCCCUCCCUCGCUCUCUCUCUUUCCUCCUUUGUGUGCCUCCCACUGAUCAUUUCUAAGCCACACUGUCAGCAGCGCAUUUUCUCUCCUGAGGAACGAGUGUGUAGUAAUAUCAGAAAAGACCUUUUCUGUGAAGAAGAAUCGCUAGCGAGGGACAGUCGAGGGAGAGUGGCCUGGGAGUUGCCCUGACUCUUUGUGUGCAGCUGCAGAUCAGCGUGACACAUCGAUGGGAAAGAAUGGCUCGUACAGAAGCUCCUGGUUUGUCCCCUCAUCCAUCGAGCCCAGUUUCGUCUCCCAGCUCUCCACCUCUGUGGAUGUGCUUGUCGCCGUCUUCCUCAUCUUCACAGGUGUCUCUUCGGUGUUGGGCAAUGGUACAGUGCUGUUAGUCUACUGGAGAAAAAGACAGAAGCUCAGACCUCCAGAGCUUUUAACCAUCAACCUGGCUCUCUGCGAUUUUGGUUUCAGCCUCUUGGGAGCGCCAUUUUUCAUUAUUUCCAGCCUGUGUCACGCCUGGGUGUUUGGGGAAAUGGGAUGCUUCUGGUACGGCAUUCAGGGCUUCGUGUUUGGCAUCGGUUCUCUGCUCACCACCUGUCUCAUCUCCCUGGAACGCUGCCUGAAGAUUUGCUGCUUGAGAUAUGGUCGAUGGCUCGAGAGGCGUCAUGUGUACCUGGCCAUUGCCGCCGUGUGGCUCUACACGUUAUUCUGGUCCUUCUUGCCUGCUUUUGGCUUUGGAAGUUAUGGGCCCGAACCUUAUGGAACCAGCUGCACCAUCAACUGGUGGAGAAUGAGAUCAUCGGCAAACGACAGAAUCUAUAUUUUCCUCAUUCUGACAUUGUGCUUCGGAUUUCCCACGCUAGCCAUCAUCACGUCAUAUUUGGCCAUCCUGAUGACGGUCUACAGAUCUAAUCGCACUUUAGCAUCUAUCUCAUCCUCCUUUGUCAGACAAGCCAGCAAAGACCUGAGGCUUACAAAGAUGGCUGCAGUGGUGUGUGCCUCCUUCCUCCUGGCCUGGAUGCCUUAUGCCGCUGUGUCUCUCAUCUCUGCCCUCUUCCCCAAAGGGGCAGAAAGCCCUUUGCAGACUGCGGUGCAGGAGUCCAUUGGCAUGGCUUCUUCCUCUCCAGCAGCUUUAAAGAUUCUGGACGCCCCCUCGUUGCUCAACUGGACCGCCUCAGAAUAUUUCAGACAAUUUUACUACAGUCCCGAAGAGAAGGUGGAUAAUGCUGCCGAAACUAACCCCAGCUUAAGCAAGGCCACGCUCAGGCCCACUCCCAGCCCUCACUCAUACCCCAGUAUACCACAUGUGGUCACCUUGAUCCCUGUGUUGUUUGCCAAGUCACACUGCAUGCUCAACCCUAUAAUCUACCAGAUCAUGAACAGGGACUUCAGGGAUGAAGUCUAUUUGAUGUUGUUUGGCCGAGAGAAGGCAGAGAGGAGGCGACUGCAGAGCAGAGUGAAGGAUUUACCUGAAAGGAGCAUGAGCCUUUCUUACUACCAGAACUGGAGGGGAAGGAGCAGCCCCUUACCCCUGUCGGCGGAAAGAGACGACAAAGAAAAGACGAGUGGUGGUCGAGGAAGUAACGUCUCUUGGACUGGGCAUGCGUCAGCAGGGACUGGUGUAGUGGAUUUUGUCUCCGAGGACACGCGAGACAACAUGGAGAGACACUGCAGUAUAGAUGGACAGAAGACAAGAGGACACUUGAGAGGAUCCAGCACUCCCUCUGCCAGAUAGAUAGAUCGAUCGAUAGAUGGAUAGGUCUAAAAUGUCUGCUAUGAAGAGCACCAGUAAAAUAAUUUAUGACUUCUGCCCAAAGACAACUAUUGUUUUUCAUUAAUGCCUCUUAGUCAGUGAUGCUGAUGAAAGCCCCUAUUCUACCACAAACAUCAGUCAUAUUGGCCACUUAAAUAUAUACAGUGGAUAUAAAAAGUUUUUGUGCCAUUUUUUGUAAAUAAAUAAAAUAAAAAAUAA